UUAGGGCCAGGCAGCCUCAGACCCCAGCGGUCGGAACCAGGAUACACAGUCAGCCUAGCCUUGCUCUUCUUCUCUUCUUCAGACUGUGCCAUGGGGCUCAGCGACGGAGAAUGGCAGCUGGUACUGAACGUCUGGGGGAAGGUGGAGGCUGAUCUCGCAGGCCAUGGGCAGGACGUCCUCAUCAGGCUCUUUAAGGGUCAUCCCGAGACCCUGGAGAAAUUUGACAAGUUCAAGCACCUGAAGACAGAGGCUGACAUGAAGGCCUCAGAGGAUCUGAAGAAGCAUGGCAACACCGUGCUCACCGCCCUGGGGGCCAUCCUCAAGAAGAAGGGGCAUCAUGACGCGGAGCUGAAGCCCCUGGCCCAGUCGCAUGCCACCAAGCACAAGAUUCCCAUCAAGUACCUGGAGUUCAUCUCGGAAGCCAUCAUCCAUGUUCUGCACAGCAGGCAUCCUGCGGAGUUCGGUGCCGAUGCCCAGGGAGCCAUGAACAAGGCCUUGGAACUGUUCCGGAAGGACAUCGCCGCCAAGUACAAGGAGCUGGGCUUCCAUGGCUAAGCCUCACCCCCCAUGCCCCUCUCCCCACCCACCUGGGCAGGGAGGGAGGGGACUUAAUCUUGUGUAGCUGUAGUGCCUGCUUCUGAGUGAGUGCCUGCUUUGUUUGUGAGAGGCCGUGGGAGAUGCGGAGGGGCUGGGGGCAGGGAGAGGGAUGAGGGUUUGUUCAGGUGGUUUCACGUGCCUGGGGACCGGGCUUCCUGUGGAGGGUCGUCAGCUUGGUAACCAGGAGAAGCUUGGCUCUCCUCACGGUGGCCGGCAGAGUUUGGGUCCCACUCAACUCUCCUUUCACCUAAAUCCCAACCCAAUUCCUUCCAAGCUCACCUUAAAUCCCCAAUCCAAACCGUCCACCUAAACGCCAGCCAUAAUUCUCUGAUCCAUCAGCUCACCCCGUGAAGAAAGUAGAAUGUCCCCUUGCACCGGGAAGGUCUGGGCUGGACUGGACAGCCACACCCAGCCCCUGGGGCGCGUGGUAUCUGGAACAUGAGUGUACCUUCUCAGGUGAUGGAGUGACUCACCUGGCUUAAUAAAAGACUCGCAUGCCAUA
This is a messenger RNA of Lagenorhynchus albirostris (white-beaked dolphin), 1099 nucleotides long. It is a transcript of the gene MB, whose product is annotated as myoglobin. The record is from RefSeq and is a predicted model, not a curated record. Gene Ontology annotation, biological process: oxygen transport. Bases 91 to 555 code for a protein of 154 amino acids. Lineage: Eukaryota; Metazoa; Chordata; Mammalia; Artiodactyla; Delphinidae. Gene Ontology annotation, molecular function: heme binding; oxygen binding. Gene Ontology annotation, cellular component: extracellular exosome. The transcript is spliced from 3 exons.